Molecule: messenger RNA, 848 nt
Organism: Empidonax traillii (willow flycatcher)
Lineage: Eukaryota; Metazoa; Chordata; Aves; Passeriformes; Tyrannidae
Product: ETS translocation variant 4-like
Exons: 6
Biological process (GO): regulation of DNA-templated transcription
Cellular component (GO): nucleus
Molecular function (GO): DNA-binding transcription factor activity
Source: RefSeq, a predicted model, not a curated record
CUCAGGUUCCAGACAGUGAUGAGCAGUUUGUGCCUGACUUUCAUUCAGAAAACUUAGCUUUUCACAGUCCUCCUGCUCGGAUCAAGAAGGAGCCGCAGAGCCCCUCGGAAGCUUCCCUGUCCUGCAGCCACGAGCAGCCCUUCCAGCCCCACAGCGAGCAGUGCCUUUACACCAGUGCCUACGAUCAACCCAGACGAGUUGGAAUCAAGUCUCCCAGCCCAGGAAUCCUGACACAGUCACCACUCCAACAGUUCCCUAGGCAGGACAGGAGCUUCCCGACCCCUGUGGGGCCACCCCACUCCACACCCAGCUGUGGAUACCUCAGUGAAAACGGCUCUGCCUAUCAGCCACCUGUGGAGAUGUGCCAUUCUUUCCCCUCCUCCCAAGGCAUGGCCCAGGAAGACCCCAUUGCCUACCAGUGCCAGAUGUCCAAGCCCUGCCUCCAGUACCCUCCUCAGGGCUUCAAACAGGAGCGCCACGACCCACGAUACGAGCAGGAAAGCCAGGCAGGCAGCAGCCACCAGUACCCAGCAGCUGUGGUGGUCAAGCAGGAGCAGGUGGACUACAUGUAUGACUCAGAUGUUCCUGACUGUGCUUCCAUGUACCUAAACGCUGAGAGCUAUCCAAGCCAUUCAAACACAGAGGACACACUGGGCUGCAGCUACAACAAGCAGAUGAAGUCCUUUACUGACGAUGUCUGCGUUGUUCCAGAGAAAAUUGAAGGUUGGAGAAAGUUGGGUGUAAGAUAGGGUUACCCAGCAUCUUUGCUAGCCACUUGAGCAGUGCCCACAUAGUUCAUUACACUGUGUUCUCGUGUGUUAGUUGUGGUUUAUACUGAGCUUUUCAGU